Messenger RNA from Strongylocentrotus purpuratus (purple sea urchin), 1689 nucleotides. Its product is annotated as zinc finger protein Xfin-like. Gene Ontology annotation, molecular function: DNA-binding transcription factor activity, RNA polymerase II-specific; RNA polymerase II cis-regulatory region sequence-specific DNA binding. Bases 1 to 1689 code for a protein of 562 amino acids. Lineage: Eukaryota; Metazoa; Echinodermata; Echinoidea; Camarodonta; Strongylocentrotidae. The record is from RefSeq and is a predicted model, not a curated record. The transcript has a single exon. Gene Ontology annotation, biological process: regulation of DNA-templated transcription.
AUGGAAGGACACACCACCCCUAGACCUCACCCAUGCCCAAAGUGUGAUAGAGGAUUCUACUUCAAGAGUAAUCUGAAUAAACACAUGGAAAGACACACCACCCCUAGACCUCACCCAUGCCCAAAGUGUGAUAGAGGAUUCUACUUCAAGAGUAAUCUGAAUAAACACAUGGAAAGACACACCACCCCUAGACCUCACCCAUGCCCAAAGUGUGAUAGAGGAUUCUACUUCAAGAGUAAUCUGAAUAAGCACAUGGAAGGACACACCACCCCUAGACCUUACCCAUGCCCAAAGUGUGACAGAGGAUUCUACUUCAAGAGUAAUCUGAAUAAACACAUGGAAGGAGACACCACCCCUAGACCUCACCCAUGCCCAAAGUGUGAUAGAGGAUUCUACUUCAAGAGUAAUCUGAAUAAGCACAUGGAAGGACACACCACCCCUAGACCUCACCCAUGCCCAAAGUGUGAUAGAGGAUUCUACUUCAAGAGUAAUCUGAAUAAGCACAUGGAAGGACACACCACCCCUAGACCUCACCCAUGCCCAAAGUGUGACAGAGGAUUUUACUUCAAGAGUAAUUUGAAUAAGCACAUGGAAGGACACACCACCCCUAGACCUCACCCAUGCCCAAAGUGUGAUAGAGGAUUCUACUUCAAGAGUAAUCUGAAUAAGCACAUGGAAGGACACACCACCCCUAGACCUCACCCAUGCCCAAAGUGUGACAGAGGAUUCUACUUCAAGAGUAAUCUGAAUAAACACAUGGAAAGACACACCACCCCUAGACCUCACCCACGCCCAAAGUGUGAUAGAGGAUUCUACUUCAAGAGUAAUCUGAACAAACACAUGGAAGGACACACCACCCCUAGACCUCACCCACGCCCAAAGUGUGACAGAGGAUUCUACUUCAAGAGUAAUCUGAACAAGCACGUGGAAGGACACACCACUUCUAGACCUCACCCAUGCCCAAAGUGUGACAGAGGAUUCUACUUCAAGAGUAAUCUGAACAAGCACAUGGAAAGACACACCACCCCUAGACCUCACCCAUGCCCAAAGUGUGAUAGAGGAUUCUACUUCAAGAGUAAUCUGAAUAAACACAUGGAAAGACACACCACCCCUAGACCUCACCUAUGCCCAAAGUGUGAUAGAGGAUUCUACUUCAAGAGUAAUCUGAAUAAGCACAUGGAAGGACACACCACCCCUAGACCUCACCCAUGCCCAAAGUGUGACAGAGGAUUCUACUUCAAGAGUAAUCUGAACAAGCACAUGGAAAGACACACCACCCCUAGACCUCACCUAUGCCCAAAGUGUGACAGAGGAUUCUACUUCAAGAGUAAUCUGAACAGGCAUGUGCGAAAACACACCGCCCCAAAGCCCUUCCAGUGCUCUUUCUGUAAUAAGGGAUUCAAUUUCAAGCGAGAUCUGAGGAGUCAUACCAAGUCGACACACCCCGAGGAAGAUGAUCUUCAAUGUUCUGAGUGUUACGAGUCAUUUACUAACUCUACAUCCAUGUAUACCCACAUGAAAACACAUUUCGACGAGAGUUCUUAUGCGUGUCCCAAGUGUAUGAAGAAACAUCCCUCUAAAUUUGCCCUCUCUGUACACAUGAGUAAGCACGUUGGGAUCGCGCGUCAUAAAUGCAGGCAAUGCAAGACGAUACUGACUACCAGGCGCCAGCUUGUGCGUUGGGAGUAA